Molecule: messenger RNA, 3391 nt
Organism: Aplysia californica (California sea hare)
Lineage: Eukaryota; Metazoa; Mollusca; Gastropoda; Aplysiida; Aplysiidae
Product: protein O-mannosyl-transferase 2
Exons: 20
Coding region: 239-2845 (868 amino acids)
Biological process (GO): protein O-linked glycosylation via mannose
Cellular component (GO): endoplasmic reticulum; membrane
Molecular function (GO): dolichyl-phosphate-mannose-protein mannosyltransferase activity
Source: RefSeq, a predicted model, not a curated record
CCGUUGCUUAACGUCCCCCUAAUACACUUUUGGUUGGGGAUCUCUCUCAAAUUUUUCUAAUCUAAUUUAACUAGACUAUAAGUUUGAUAGGAACUGAAAAGCGAGAACAAGAUAAAAGCAGAUCUGUGUUUGACGUCAUUUCCGAAGGGUCUUGAGGACUGCCCGGCCAAGAUCUCAAAACGAAUGCAGUGGUAUUCGGCCACCUAUAGAAAAUAGGUGUUUGCCUGUUGAUAAGAUCAUGUCAGAGAAAUCGACAGCUGCUGAAUCGAAAGUUGGGGAUCAGGGUGACUUUCCUUUUACUGGAGAUGAACCGGUGGUCUCGGAUGAUAGUUCACCUGCAGCAGUCGUAGCAGCCAGCAGCACCAGUGGUGGAUCAAUAACCCUCAGUGGAGGGAAGCCGGGGAAAGCAGCUUCGGACACAGCUGUGCACUCCCGGCCACCUAGCCAUGGCAAGGCCCUGUCCUCUCAUAGGUUAGACUGUUUAGGAGCCACACAGAGGGACCAUUGCUCUGGAGAACCUGAUUUAGGCACAUAUUCUUCUGAAAAUUCAGAGAUGGAUCCAAAAAAAUUGAUGAAAACAAAAACGCUUAAGCUGUCAAAAAACAGUCCUGAGAAAGUUUUCAAAGGAACUGCGAAAGAGGACUCGCCCACGAAAUUGAGGCGCAGGAAAGGAGAUUCUAAAGAUGUGAAGGUUGAGAGCGUGAAGGGUUCUCAUACAGCUGUAGAGGAGGACAGUGAUGUGGAGCUGACAGAAGCGGAACAAAACUGGCGAGAAACGAAGGCCUACUACUUGUCCCUAGCUGUUCUGUCUCUGGUGUCGCUCAUUACUCGCAUAUACAACAUCGAGACCCCAGCGCAUGUGUGUUGGGACGAGACACAUUUUGGUAAAAUGGGAAGCUGGUACAUCAACCGCACAUUCUUCUUUGAUGUCCAUCCACCACUGGGCAAGAUGUUGAUUGGCCUGGCUGGUGUUGUGAGUGGAUAUGAUGGAAGCUUUCCCUUCAGCAAGCCAGGGGAUGAGUACGGGGACACCAAUUACGUUGGCAUGCGUGUGUUCUGUGCGUUGCUGGGGACCCUCCUUGUGCCACUGUCCUACCAAGUGGUGUGGCUCCUCACACAUUCUAUUCUGGCUGGGAUUUUUGCAGCAGCUCUAGUCAUUUUUGAUACCGGUGUCCUGACUUUGUCCAGACACAUCCUGCUGGACCCCAUCCUCAUGUUCUUCAUCCUUCUCUCUGUCUUCUCGUGCCUCAAAUUUCUCUCAUUCAGGUCCAGACCAUUUUCUCCAUUGUGGUGGUUUUGGAUGGCAGCCACUGGAUCAUCAUUAGCUGGAGCUCUUGGGGUGAAGUUUGUCGGCCUCUUCGUUAUCCUCUUCAUUGGCUACACGACAGCCUCAGAUCUGUGGAAUCUCCUUUCAGAUUUGUCAGUAUCAUUGUUUCUCCUUUGCAAACAUAUCUUUGCCCGCGUGGCCUGCCUCAUCGUAGUCCCCUUUCUGGUCUACUGUUUUUUCUUCUGCAUACAUUUCAAGGUGCUCAAUCGCAGUGGAAACGGUGAUGGCUUCUUUAGUUCUGGGUUCCAGUCUCAGCUACAGGGCAACAGACUUUACAACAUCAGCAUGCCUCAGUACAUUGCAUUCGGCAGCAUCCUGACCCUGAAGCAGCGUCGCACGGGUGGGGCUUACUUGCACUCUCACGUCCAUCUGUACCCGGAGGAGCAUCCACCGAAACAGCAACAGGUUACAUCCUAUAGCCACAAAGAUGAGAAUAAUAAGUGGCUGAUCAAGUCAGCCAACCAGGAGACGAAUAAUCCUGAUGAAGUCACUUACGUCAAGUCUGGGGACAUCAUUAGGCUUGAGCAUGUCAUCACAAAGAGAAAUCUGCACAGCCACAAAGAGCCAGCGCCAAUGAGUAAACAUCAGUACCAGGUCUCGGGAUACGGGAUGAAUGGCACUGGAGAUAUGAAUGAUUAUUGGCUGAUUGAAAUAGAUGGUCAUGAUACUGGAGAGCGGGUACAGACGGUACGGUCAAAGCUGAGGCUUAUUCACUACCAUGUGCGGUGUGCUCUACACUCACAUGAUAAAAAACUUCCGAAAUGGGGCUGGGAGCAGCUGGAGGUGUCGUGCCACCCAAACAUCCGAGAACCCAGCGCAGUGUGGAGUGUGGAGGAAGUGAUAGACCCUAGAUUGCCCAAUGUGAGCUUCGAGGUGUACUCACCUUCUUUUGUGGAGAUGUUCAUGGAGAGCCACGCGGUCAUGACUCAGGGCAACAGUGGGCUCAAGCCCAAGGAGGGAGAGAUCACGUCCAGGCCCUGGCAGUGGCCCAUUGACUUUAGGGGUCAGGUGUUCUCCGGUCAAAACCAUAGAAUCUACAUGCUGGGCAACCCUGUUAUUUUCUGGCUCCUUCUGGGUCUGAAAGCUGUCUUUUUACUGAUCUGGGCUGCUUUCAACGUUGGCUGUAAGAGGAAAAUUCCCAUGCAGAAGGAUUUAAAAACUUACUGCGAGCGCACGUUCAAGGUAUGCUGGUGGCUGCUCCUGGCCUGGUUCCUCCACUACGCCCCGUUCUGGGGCAUGGCCCGAGUCCUGUACUUUCACCACUACUUCCCCGCCUUCCUGUUUAGUGCCAUGUUUGGAGGUGUGAUGCUUGAUUUCAUCAUCACCCUCCUCUGUGUCUGUGUGCCAGAGGGAAUCGCCAUGAAGGUUUUCCACUGGUGCAUACUCUUUGUCAUAAGUGCAAUAAUAUUCAGCUUCUACCUGUUCUACCCCCUGGCUUACGGCAUGUCCGGCCCCAUGGCAGCAGACGAGGCAGCAAUGAUGCACAGGGUCAAGUGGCUGGAGAGCUGGGAUAUUUAGCAGCGUCAGCAGUUUAUAGUCGUAUGAUGGGGACGGGUGCCACUUUUCUGGAACAUUCUGUAGUUCAGGAAUCUCCAAUGUAUCUUUUUUUUUUUUUUUUUUUUUGUGAUAAAUGAUGUUGUGCUGUACAAAUGUAAUUUAAAGAAUUUGUUUUGAGUACAGGCUGGGAAUUUCAGGAAGUAUUGCUUGAUCUGGAUUAAAAGUCUUAACUCACUUGAGGCUGGGGUAUUUUUAAGAAACACAUGCACUGGAGUCUGGGCAUUUUAUAAAGGUGUUUUUUGGUGGGGGGGGGCUUUUAAGUCUGCAAGAAUCUAACCAAGAACACUUUAUACACCGUACAGUAGAACAUGACUAUAGUGGCACCCGCUGCAGCAGGACCAUCCCAACAGCGGAUCUUUACCAGAAUCCCCUUUUUCUAUGUAAACUCAAUUAACUGUACUCGGAUUUAACGGGACAAGGGAAGGCCCGAACUUGGAAACAGCGGGAGAGAUCGAGCGAACUCUAGCUGAUGGAAGGGGGUUGGGGGCGGGGGGCUGUAGGUGGGCU